Messenger RNA from Perca fluviatilis (European perch), 1502 nucleotides. RefSeq names its product myelin-oligodendrocyte glycoprotein-like. NCBI's taxonomy places the organism in Eukaryota, Metazoa, Chordata, Actinopteri, Perciformes, Percidae. The transcript has 4 exons. The record is from RefSeq and is a predicted model, not a curated record. The coding region runs from base 348 to 977 and encodes 209 amino acids.
UAUAAGGCGGCAGGCGCAGCACUCCCCCACUCCACUGCUGUAUGCUUCCGCUCGUUUUCCUGCGGACCACUCGCCGGCAGUGAACAUCUCACACACCUCAAAUUAAUGUUCUGCUUUUAUCAGCGGAAAUAAUCCACACAAAACAUAAAGGUUGAUUUAAACUCGAAACACGUGGUUUCAUUAGUAUAUUUAGUCACUAAAUUAUGUAUUUUCUCUUCAGGCUAUAGGUCUAGGCUAUUUUCGGUCGUGAAGAAGCGGGAGGGGCCAUAGUAAGUAGAGCUUCAAAACAUAUUCAGGGGAGCUGAGGAAUCUCCUCAGUCAGUUGAAUACAUUUCUCCCCAGAAGUGAUGAAGACGUUGACUUCUCUCCUGGACGUGAUGAUGAAGAUACUUUUAACAACUUUUCUCCUGUUUCCUGAAACUAUCCUGGGAGAGUAUGGUGUGGUGUGUCCGACUCUGGUCGAGGCAGUAGAAGGUGAUGCUGUUACUCUGGGGGGUUCUCUGAGUCCUCCGCUCAACUUGACUCCUUACACGUUGGAUCUGAAGAGACUUGACCUCCAUGACGAUCUGGUCCACGUCUACCGACAUGGACAGGACCAUUUCCCUCCACAGAGUCCUCACUACAGAGGCAGAACAACUCUGAUCCAUGAAGACCUGAUCGGAGGAACCGUGACGCUGCACAUCUCCUCAGUAAAUCUGUCUGACUCUGGACCGUAUGAAGUCUACGUCCCAGACCUGAAAGCCCGCUGUGAAUUUUACCUCACUGUUGAUGGUGAGAACAGGAAGACUGCCCGUGCUGUUAUCCUUCCCUCUCUUCUCCUCCUCGGGACUCUCCUGGUUCUGGUUCUGAUGAGAGGAAAGAUCAAGAGUUGCAUCGAGAGGCUCAGAGGAAGGAAGGAGCAAGAACCAGAGAACUCCCUGAACCUGAACCUGGAAGCAACCGAAGACCUGGAGAGAUCUGUAGGAAAUGUCGUCUGAGAGCUUUAGUGAAGUUCGGCCAUCAACCAGUUGUAGCAGCCCUUGGAUCCAAAAAGACAACAAACAAAAAACAUAACCGAACAAAAUCAUAUUAACAACUUACAGGAUUGUUUAUUACACGGCUGCUCACUAAAGAAAUCAAACAUUUUACACAUUUUACACAAAUAUUGAUUUAAAGGCCGAGCUGCAGGGUUCAUUUUACAACAAAUUUGCGCAACUUGCUUGUUGGUAAAUAAAUGUAAACUGUUUUCCGUUGUAUUUGAUGUUUUUGGGUAUCACAAAACAGAAUAUAAUAUGAAAAAGUAGGUACUAUUUUACAGAGGUUUGCUAUGAUUCUCCUUUCCCCCACAAUGCAUUGCAUUACGUCCCCUUGGGGAGACGACAGACCAAAGCCCGCCUUGAGACCCAUAUUUUUUUUAGUUGUCAUUUAGUUACCAGACGGAGAGGACUCCUUUUAGUACCCGGGGUAUUCCUGCAUGUACUGUAACUAUGCUGUACUUCAAUACAACUGUAAGGUACUUUUAA